UCUCUAUCCACUGUGAAGCUCAUGCGAGAGGUUGCAGAGCUCUGAUUUACGCGCCUACCUCAGCAAGGGUUUCAAAAUGAAACUGCUAAACUGAGCACAUAUAUGGUGUACAGAAUAAAAGAACAGCUUGUGGAUAAAAAGAAACAAAGACAAGGUAGUCUAUUGUAUUGCACGUCCUGAAAAUGAGCAGCUAUUUUUUUUUUUUUUUUUUUUAUAUAUAUAAAGAAGAAAUGUAUUAGCUUGAGUAAAUGAAGAGCUUCGUGGAAGCGCACGAGAAGUGUUGAGCUAGAAGGAAUAUAAAGAAAAAGCAGUGCAUUGAAUAAAGAUAACCUGGAAUAAUAAUCUACCGUUACCUGAAAACAUAACUUCAUUAAACAGAAGCAAGGAUGUAUUAUACUGAAAUAUUCUAAUGUCAGUGAUUCUGUAUCAUAGAACAAUUUCUGGGUGUAACCUGCUUUGGAUUGGAAAGAUUAAAAAAAAGGAACUGGGAGACUCUCUCUGCAUAAGAACAUAAAAAAUGAGUAUGUGACCCUUUGGGAUUGAACUUUCAGUGUGUAUUGGAUGUGCAGAGGACAUGUGUAAAUACUGGUGCAUGUCAGUAGGUUUACAGAAGAGGAUUCUGGAAGAAACCUGUCUGGCCUGCUUGUAUAUGCUUAGUUGGGCUACACUUUCGUUUGACUUUCCAAUUGCAUGACAAAAAGAUACAGUUCUUCUUCUGAUGCCCUUCCAGGUCCAAUGAAAAUGUCAACCAACCUCCAAACGCUUUCUUUGAUUUUAUUCUCAAGAGCCAUUCUGCUUUCACUAAGUGACUCAAACUAUGUUAGAAAGGAAAUCAAGAUAGAGGGAGACCUUGUUUUGGGUGGUCUGUUUCCGAUCCAUGAAAAAGGUGCAGGGAUGGAUGAAUGCGGACGAAUAAAUGAAGACCGAGGGAUUCAGCGUUUAGAGGCUAUGUUAUUUGCCAUUGAUGAAAUCAACAGAAACUCACACUUACUCCCUGGGGUUGUGCUUGGUGUACACAUUCUGGACACAUGUUCACGGGAUACAUAUGCUUUGGAGCAGUCACUGGAAUUUGUCAGGGCAUCACUAACCAAAGUAGAUGAAACGGAGUACAUCUGCCCUGAUGGGUCAUACGCAUUCCAAGACAACAGCCCCUUAGUCAUAGCGGGUGUGAUUGGAGGAUCCUACAGCAGUGUUUCUAUACAGGUUGCCAACUUAUUGAGAUUGUUCCAGAUCCCUCAGAUAAGCUAUGCCUCUACUAGUGCAAAACUGAGUGAUAAAUCCAGAUAUGACUACUUUGCGAGGACAGUUCCACCUGAUUUUUACCAGGCCAAGGCAAUGGCUGAGAUCCUGAGGUUGUUCAAUUGGACAUAUGUCUCCACAGUGGCCUCUGAAGGGGAUUAUGGGGAGACGGGGAUUGAAGCUUUUGAACAAGAAGCAAGGCUUCGAAACAUCUGUAUUGCCACUUCAGAAAAAGUUGGUAGGUCCAAUGUUAAAAAGUCCUAUGAUACCGUAAUUCGGGAACUGCUGCAGAAACCUACCGCAAAAGUGGUUGUACUCUUCAUGCGCAGUGAUGAUGCAAAGGAGUUACUGGCUGCUGCCAAUAGGCUUAAUGCAUCCUUCACAUGGAUUGCCAGUGAUGGAUGGGGAGCUCAAGAAAGCAUUGUCAAGGGGAAUGAGAAUGUGGCAAAUGGGGCAAUAACCUUAGAACUUGCCGCCAAUCCUGUUAAGGAAUUUGACAGAUAUUUUCAAACUCUUCACCCUAUGAACAACUUGCGUAACCCUUGGUUCAAGGAUUUCUGGGAACAGAAAUUUCAGUGUGCUUUACAAAAUGGAAAUGGUCAGUUGAAAGCUUGUGAAAAACACAUGUCAAUCGACAGCACUAAUUAUGAACAGGAAUCCAAAAUCAUGUUUGUUAUCAAUGCUGUGUAUGCGAUGGCUCAUGCCUUACACAAGUUGCAGCGGACCUUGUGCUCCAAUACCACUAAGCUGUGUGAUGCCAUGAAACCCCUCGACGGGAAGAAACUAUACAAGGAUUACUUACUAAAAAUCAACUUCAGUGCCCCUUACUGGCCUCCUGAUGCAGACAACAUUGUGAAGUUUGACGCUUAUGGAGAUGGAAUUGGCCGCUAUAAUAUAUUUAAUUUCCAGAAAACUUCUGGAAAAUACUCCUAUGUUAAGGUUGGCCAUUGGGCAGAGACCCUAUCCCUAGAAAAUGAACUGAUUCACUGGUCCAGAUACUCAGUCCCCACCUCCCAGUGUAGUGAGCCAUGUGCCAGAAACGAGAUGAAGAACAUGCAGGCAGGGGACUACUGCUGCUGGAUUUGUAUUCCCUGUGAGGCUUAUGAAUACUUAGCCGAUGAGUUCACGUGCAUGGCCUGCAACCCAGGCCAGUGGCCCUCCGAAGAUCUGACAGGCUGCUAUGAUCUCCCUGAAGACUCUAUCAUGUGGGAGGAUGUCUGGGCCAUUGGACCCAUCAGCAUUGCCUGUGUUGGCUUCAUCUGCACCUUUAUGGUUUUGGCAGUCUUCAUCAAACAUGACAACACACCACUGGUUAAAGCCUCAGGCCGUGAACUUUGCUACAUUUUACUAUUUGGUGUUUUUAUGUCCUACUGCAUGACUUUCUUCUUCAUCGCCAAGCCUUCUCCUGCGAUCUGCACCUUGCGUCGCCUAGGCCUUGGAACAUCCUUUGCUGUGUGCUAUUCGGCUCUUCUCACAAAAACAAAUCGCAUUGCCAGGAUAUUCAAUGGUGUGAAGGAGGGGACCCAGCGGCCCAAGUUUAUCAGUCCUAGUUCUCAAGUUUUUAUCUGCAUGAGUCUGAUCUCAGUCCAGAUUGUGUUGGUGUCUGUAUGGCUCAUGUUGGAAAUUCCUGGCACUAGAAGGUUUACUCUGCCUGAAAAGAGAGAGACUGUUACAUUGAAAUGUAACGUCAGAGACUCCAGUAUGUUAAUUUCAUUGACAUAUGACGUAGUGCUGGUAAUCCUGUGUACUGUGUAUGCCUUUAAGACCAGGAAGUGUCCUGAAAACUUUAAUGAGGCCAAAUUCAUUGGCUUUACAAUGUACACCACCUGCAUCAUCUGGCUGGCUUUCCUUCCUAUCUUUUAUGUGACCUCUAGUGAUUACAGGGUCCAGACCACUACCAUGUGCAUCUCUGUCAGCCUGAGUGGGUUUGUCGUCCUGGGCUGCAUGUUUGCUCCAAAGGUGCACAUCAUCAUGUUUCAGCCACAAAAGAACGUAACCAGUCAUAGACUACAUCUGAACAGAUUCAGUGUUAGUGGUACAGCCACCACAUACUCACAUUCAACUGUGAGUACUCAUUACGUCCCAACCAUCUGUAACGGGAGAGAAAUCGUGGACUCCACGACAUCAUCUCUGUGACUCGCAUUAAACUGCCUGAUCUUACUUUCAAACUGUUAAGACUGUUAGAAAACAUAUGCACAGAUUGUGCAUUUCAAGUGGACUAGUGUCAUUUAUGUAGAAGUAUUAAAUUAUUUAAAGCAGUGUACAUAUAACUGACAUUGUUGUAGAAACCUGUAUAGAAUGUUUUUAGCAUUUUAUGUUUUUUAUAGUUUUAUUAUACUGUGUAAAUAACUGAGUUGCUUUGUCAGUUUUACUUCGUGGUAAAGGAAUGAUCUGUUACAUUUGCAAUAUUAGUCUUCUUCCCCUCUGUAAUUUUUAUUUUUAUUUUUGAUAGGCUUCCUUGAUGUAAUUGAUUUAGCAUAAUGUACAUAUGAGGUUCAUUACUUCAUUACCAUAAGUUGGUAAUUUAAACAGCACAAAAUUACAGUAUUAGAGAGAUACUAUUAAUAAAGAUUGAAUAGAUUAGUAUUCAAAUAACAUGAUUUUUAGAAAAUAGGCUUCUUGUAUGAAAUAUAUUUUUUUGCUACUUCAUGCUGAAUUUUAGUUGAUGCUUACAAGGUACUGUAAACUUAUAAUUAAUAACCACAGGUAACAGUUUCAAGUGUAAAUGAAUCUGUAACAUUAAACACUUAAUCAUAAACUACAUAAGAAACUAAAUUACUGUAAACUCAGUAUUAUUUGUUACAAAUGUGGUUAUGUGGAUCCUUGUAAAAAAGUUGUAAGCACUGCAAAAAAAAAAAAAGUUGACUGCAUGAAGAGCAGAGAG
Molecule: messenger RNA, 4123 nt
Organism: Acipenser ruthenus (sterlet)
Lineage: Eukaryota; Metazoa; Chordata; Actinopteri; Acipenseriformes; Acipenseridae
Product: metabotropic glutamate receptor 3-like
Exons: 9
Coding region: 691-3375 (894 amino acids)
Biological process (GO): regulation of synaptic transmission, glutamatergic; G protein-coupled glutamate receptor signaling pathway
Cellular component (GO): membrane
Molecular function (GO): group II metabotropic glutamate receptor activity
Source: RefSeq, a predicted model, not a curated record